Messenger RNA from Plasmodium gallinaceum, 411 nucleotides. RefSeq names its product multiprotein bridging factor type 1, putative (gene MBF1). The coding region runs from base 1 to 411 and encodes 136 amino acids. Gene Ontology annotation, cellular component: nucleus. The transcript has a single exon. Lineage: Eukaryota; Apicomplexa; Aconoidasida; Haemosporida; Plasmodiidae. The record is from RefSeq and is a predicted model, not a curated record. Gene Ontology annotation, molecular function: DNA binding.
AUGGAUCAUCAAGACAUUAAACCUGUUAUAUGGCAUAAAACUGAGAAAAAAACAAAACCAAAAAAUAUUGAAGAAGCCCGAAAGUUAGGUAUUGACGUAGAAAUUGAAAAAAAGUAUUUUGGUGGAAAAAACAAAUCAAGUAAAGGAAAUUUAAUAAUAGAAAAUAAAGCAAAAAUUGAACAGGAAAAUGAAAAUUUUAAGAUUGAUCGUGUUACACCAACAUUUUCAAGAGCUUUGCAACAAGCCAGAAUGAAUAAAAAAUUAACACAAGCUCAAUUAGCUAGAUUAAUUAAUGAAAGUGAAACUGUAAUAAAAGAAUAUGAAAAUGGAAAAGCAAUACCAAAUAAUGUUAUUAUUCAAAAAUUAAAUAAAGUUCUAGGUGUUAAUUUACCAUCACCAAAAAAAAAAUAA